Messenger RNA from Sesamum indicum (sesame), 4783 nucleotides. It is a transcript of the gene ALA1, whose product is annotated as aminophospholipid ATPase 1. Gene Ontology annotation, cellular component: plasma membrane. The record is from RefSeq and is a predicted model, not a curated record. Gene Ontology annotation, molecular function: magnesium ion binding; ATP binding; ATP hydrolysis activity. NCBI's taxonomy places the organism in Eukaryota, Viridiplantae, Streptophyta, Magnoliopsida, Lamiales, Pedaliaceae. Gene Ontology annotation, biological process: phospholipid translocation.
UGCUAAAAUCCAAAACUUGGUUGAUCCCUUGUCGCCUCCUAUUACGACUCCUCACUGCUUUCUUUUCUUUCCGAGUUUCUUGCAACCUUCUCCUUCUUUUUCCUGUUGCAAGAAAAAAAAUGCCUUUGACCUUUCAAAUUCCUGUCUCUUUUCUUACAUAUAUUUCUCAGAUGGUGAUAAAUGCGUCGGUUUCCAAUCACAUCGAACUAAAUACACGCCGCCCUGUGGAAAACUCUGCUGCUUUUCUUUUUCAAACGAUUGCUUUCUUUAUUGUACAAAUUCAUAGAUGUAAGUUCUAGUUCACCAGCUUAAUCAACGCUAUAGUUUGUAGCUUUAGCCAUAUAUAACUUUAUUCUUCUACUUCAUUGUUCAUCAAGAUUAUUCUUUUGUGCUUCUCGUCUUUUAUUUUGGAGAAUAUUAUAGAAAGGAAGGGAAGUGAUUGUUCUUGGAUUUAUGAAUCUUUUUUAAGGUUAUUAUUGAGGUGGGAACGGUGUUAUUCCAUUUGGGUUGUGAUUUCGGCUGGAAUUGUCGUCCGGCGUGGUAUUGCAUUUGUGGUUUUUGGUGAUUUUUGGUUAAAGCAUUUGGCUCUUGUAUAAAUUUGUUCAGCUGUGGCGAUUUUGGGUUUUUUUAUAUGAACUUUGUGCUUUUUGUUUGUGAACUGUUGAAUUGUGUUUGAUCUUGAGAUCAUGACUUCACAACAGCGGCCUUUGUUGAUUCCGUCGCCUCGCACCCCAGGUCAAGAAGAGCUUCCUUAUACUCCUGUUCCUGGUGAUAGUUUGAUACCCAUUUCCUCUUACCCCAAACCUACUUCUGGAAUGGAUUCAAAUUCCCAAAUUGAAAUUAAUGAGAACUCUUAUCAAGUUCCUGGUUUUGUGAGGAAUUCCUCAUCACAUCGAAGUAUUUCCUCAAUUCAGUCUAAGACCUCUAGUGGCCACUCUGUGAGGGAGGUGAACCUUAGUGAGAUGAGCAUGAGAACCGUGAGAUAUGGAUCUAGCGGUACUGAUUUUGGGGGGGUUAGCACCUCCUAUAAAGAGAUUAAUGAUGAAGAUGCUAGGUUAGUGUAUAUAAAUGAUCCUGGGAGAACAAAUGAGAAGUUUGAAUUCACUGGGAACUCGAUCAGGACUUCGAAGUAUUCUGUCUUGACCUUUUUGCCCCGGAAUUUGUUUGAACAGUUCCAUAGAAUUGCCUACAUUUACUUUCUUGUGAUUGCCAUUCUCAAUCAGCUUCCCCAGCUGGCUGUUUUCGGCCGGGAAGCUUCAAUUUUGCCGUUAGCUUUUGUGCUGUUUGUUACAGCCGUUAAGGAUGCCUAUGAGGACUAUAGGCGGCAUCGGUCUGACAAGAUUGAGAAUAACCGGUUAGCAUGGGUUUUGCAAGAUGAUAAGUUUCAGCAGAAAAAAUGGAAGAAUAUACGUGUUGGAGAGAUCAUUAAGGUUUAUGGAAAUGAAACCCUUCCCUGUGACAUGGUUUUGCUCUCGACAAGUGACACUACUGGAGUCGCCUAUGUACAGACUACCAAUUUGGAUGGGGAAUCAAAUUUGAAGACGCGAUAUGCAAAGCAAGAGACCCAAACGAAAAAUCCAGAGAAGGAGAGGAUUACAGGGCUGAUCAAGUGCGAAAAACCCAAUAGGAACAUUUAUGGUUUCCAGGCAAACAUGGAUCUUGAUGGAAAGCGUAUUUCCCUCGGACCUUCUAAUGUAAUCCUACGUGGUUGUGAACUGAAGAACACUGAUUGGGCAAUUGGUGUUGCAGUUUAUGCAGGCAGAGAGACCAAAGCAAUGCUCAACAACUCUGGAGCUCCAUCCAAGAGAAGCCGUCUUGAGUCCCGUAUGAACAGGGAAAUAAUUUUCCUUUCAAUUUUCCUUGUUACACUGUGUACGAUCGUCUGCAUAUGUCAUGGUGUUUGGUUGAGGCGCCACAAGGAUGAGUUGGAUCUCAUGCAAUUUUACAGGAAAAAGGACUACUCAGAGCCUGAAGUAGAAAACUACGAAUAUUAUGGUUGGGGCAUGGAGAUAUUCUUUGUGUUCCUCAUGUCUGUCAUUGUCUUCCAAGUUAUGAUUCCCAUUUCACUGUACAUAUCCAUGGAGCUUGUUCGUGUUGGUCAGGCUUAUUUUAUGAUCCGAGAUGACCGGAUGCUUGAUAAAUCCUCCAACUCUAGAUUCCAGUGUAGGGCAUUGAAUAUAAAUGAAGAUUUGGGACAGAUAAAAUAUGUUUUCUCCGACAAAACUGGUACGCUAACCGAGAACAAGAUGGAAUUUCAGUGUGCGAGCAUUGGGGGAAUAGACUAUAGCAACGGGAAGGACAUUACUGACAAUGGGCAAGCAGACAACCUGGUUCAAGCUGAUGGGAUGGUUUUGAGGCCAAAGAUGAAGGUCAAAGUUGAUUUGGAGCUUUUCAAUUUGUCGAAAAGGAAACACACAGAUGAAGGCAGACAUAUUCAUAAUUUUUUUGUGGCAUUGGCUGCUUGCAACACAAUUGUACCUUUAACUAUUGAUACAUCCGAUCCUUCUGUUAAACUGAUAGAGUAUCAAGGAGAGUCUCCUGAUGAACAGGCAUUGGUCUAUGCGGCUGCCGCUUAUGGUUUUAUGCUUAUAGAACGAACAUCUGGCCACAUAGUUAUUGAAAUUCAAGGGGAAAGGCAAAGGUUCAAUGUCUUGGGCCUGCACGAGUUCGAUAGUGAUCGGAAGCGGAUGUCUGUUAUCUUAGGAUGCCCAGAUAAGACAGUAAAGGUGUUUGUAAAAGGUGCUGAUACGUCCAUGUUCAGUGUGAUAGACAAAUCUUCAAAUGCGAACAUAGUAAAGGCGACAGAAGCUCAUCUCCAUUCUUACUCCUCAAAGGGUUUGCGAACACUUGUUAUUGGAACUCGAGAACUGAGUGCAUCUGAAUUCGAACAAUGGCAGUCAUCUUACGAGUCCGCCAGCACAGCCUUGAUGGGAAGAGCAGCUUUGCUUCGAAAAGUUGCCAACAAUGUAGAAAACCAUCUUAACAUAUUAGGUGCAUCUGGGAUUGAGGACAAGUUGCAGGAAGGUGUGCCAGAAGCAAUUGAGUCUUUAAGAAUGGCUGGUAUCAAAGUCUGGGUUUUAACUGGAGACAAGCAAGAAACAGCGAUUUCAAUCGGCUACUCUUCUAAGCUCUUGACGAGUAGGAUGACCCAGAUAGUGAUAAACAAGAAUUCUAAGGAAUCAUGUAGAAAGAGCUUGGAAGAUGCUUUGCUACUGUGUAAGAAGCUUACAACUGUUUCACAUGCCACUCAUGGAGGUCCCACGGCUGAAGUUAGUCGACUUGCUUUAAUCAUUGAUGGAACAAGCCUUGUUUAUAUUCUCGAUACCGAACUCGAGGAACAGCUUUUUGAAUUAGCAAGCAAAUGUGCUGUGGUAUUGUGUUGUCGUGUGGCUCCAUUACAAAAAGCUGGAAUAGUUGCGCUGAUAAAGAAUAGAACCGAAGACAUGACACUUGCCAUUGGUGACGGAGCAAAUGAUGUUUCAAUGAUUCAAAAGGCUGAUGUUGGUAUUGGAAUCAGUGGACAAGAGGGUCGGCAGGCUGUCAUGGCAUCAGAUUUCGCAAUGGGUCAGUUCAGAUUUCUCGUCCCAUUAUUGUUGGUACAUGGACACUGGAAUUAUCAACGGAUGAGCUACAUGAUAUUAUACAACUUCUACAGAAAUGCUGUUCUUGUUCUGGUCUUGUUCUGGUAUGUGCUCUUCACGAGUUUUACAUUGACGACUGCGAUCACUGACUGGAGCAGUGUUUUGUAUUCAGUAAUAUACACAUCUUUGCCCACAAUAGUUGUUGGAAUUCUUGAUAAGGAUUUAAGUAGAACUACACUGCUGAAGUAUCCUCAACUUUACGGUGCUGGACAAAGACAAGAAAGCUACAACUCGAAAUUAUUCUGGGUAACAAUAUUGGAUACAUUGUGGCAAAGUAUAGCUGCCUUUUUUGUGCCUCUCCUUGCUUAUUGGGAAAGCGAAGUUGACGGCUCAAGCAUAGGAGAUCUUUGGACUGUUGCAGUGGUAAUAAUGGUUAAUAUUCAUUUAGCCAUGGACGUAUUCAGAUGGUAUUGGAUAACUCAUGCGGCAAUCUGGGGAUCUAUAAUUGCAACUUUCAUUUGUGUCAUGAUAAUUGAUGCUAUCCCCGUCCUGCCUGGUUACUGGGCCUUCUUCGAAAUUGCUGGUACAAAACUGUUCUGGGUAUGCUUGCUCAGCAUCACUGUGGGUGCACUUCUUCCCCAUUUUGUUGUAAAAGUCAUUGUACAGUAUUCUUCUCCCAGCGAUCUUCAGAUUGCAAGAGAGGCAGAGAAAUUUCGGAGUCCAAGAGAGUUACGACACACACAAAUAGAGAUGAACCCCAUUUUUUAUGAUCGUCGACGGACAUGACUGUGUAUGUCCCUCUCCAUUACUCAAGCUUAUUUUCUAAAAUUUGUGCGAUUCUUUAGGCUGCUGCGUCUGUCUUUUCUCAGUGGUGUUUAUAUUUGUUUCACACAAGAAUAGAAAUAGUAGUAUUUGUGUAGCAUUCUUUGCACAUAUAAAGGCUGUAAUUGUACAUUAUGAUGUUUGAAUACAGAGGCAAUACAUGUAAAAAAUUACACACAAUGAAGAGAAUAUAUAGAAGUUUCAUUUUGAAUGCUUAUAGUUUAUGUUGCCACUUUGUUUCAAGUAUAAAGUUGUAGUCCCUCCGAGAAUCUAGUGAAACAUGGCAUCUGCUUGGAUGUGCUGAUUUUGUAUUUACUGUAUUUGAGGAUGUAAUUCUGCAUUAAUAGUUCUAUAUUGAAGAAAAUUAAUGUUUGCUUUUA